UCUGCUAACACUACUUAGUAAAAGGUCUUGUGGGUUGCUUUUUGGAAAUGAAGCAGGCCGGUUCCUUCAGCACCUUGAGAGGUUUGCAUCUUGUCUUCUGCUUGUUCUAGAAGAGAUGCUCCCACCUCUUUCCUCCCCCAGCAGAUUGAUAAAGCUCCCUGGUCUUCUGUGUCACUUGCUCUGUGUCACCCAAAGCAGUGCCUUCAGGAUGCUGCUGGAAUACACAUCAUCCCUCUGCGCUGGUGGAAACUGAUUGAGUCCAGCUAUGUAUAUCUGGAGGCUAUCACAUUUGCUAGCCUUGAGUCUAAAAGAUAUAAAAGGUCUAAACCAGAGAUGGGGAUCGGCAGGAUCCUUCCUUCCCCCAUCCACUGUGGAAGAACACCCACUUCUCAGUCACAUGACAACAGGUGACAGCUUGAAAAGGGGCUUGCCUUUGAGGUCCCUUUGGAAAUGGACUUCAGAGUGAGGUCUCACUGCCUAUCAGCUGGUGGAUGCUAAGACACAUUGCCUUUGAAGUCCCUUUGCAAAACAGUUUGUGUUCAAAUUGCUUUCAGGCGGACUUCAAAGACCAUGCAUUUCACUUCCAAGUGGCUGGUGGGAGCCAAGAAACUGAACCAUACAGGGCUUUAUAGCUCUAAACCUAUAAAGCCUUGUAUGACCUCGUGUGGCAGUUUCCCAUACCUUGGGAAUGCACGGCUAGUUGGUGCACUUGGCAGCACUGGCUGAACACACACCUCCCAACUCGUGCAAUAAAUUGAAUUUCUAAACAGUCUUCAAGGGCAGUGCACGUGAAGCACGUUGUACUUGUCCGUCCUGGAGGUUACAAAGGGACACGUGACAUAGACAAGAUCCUCUGUAUCUAGGAGAGGGCUCAGUUGACAUAUCAGAUGGAAUCUCUUGUUGCCAAACCGGCAACCUGAGAUUCCAGGAGGUAUACCGGAUCAGGAAGCACGGCCACAUGCAAGCCCAGUCAGUAAACGGUAUCCCCCCUUCCUAUCUGAAGCAUUUGUGCCUCCUCAGAGCACUGAGAAUCCCACACCAAAAUAGUAAUUGCCUUGUCUCAAUUUAGUCACCAUCCAUUCAACCCUGACCUCCAGACGUUGGUUUUCAGAACUGUCACUGGUGCUUCUAGAUUGCCUGAUGACAGAAUUGGGUGUCAUCAGUCUGUGGAUGAUAUCUCAGUGCUUUUGCCCUGUACACAAGGUACCUGAAGUGCAGGUUGGAGGCUGCUGUUUUUAAAAAUCGGACGCACUUACGAAUUUCUUUUUUGGGUUGGGUUGGGGCAGAAUCUAGUUUUUGGAAUUUAUUGCCAGACAGCAUUGGGUGAGGGAAAUCUGGAGUGCUUUUCUUGCCUUUGGAGGCUUCUGUUGCUUAGCAGCUAGCAGGGCCUGUCUUUUUGCCACCUGUUCAACCUCUUCAUUUACAGAUGGAUACCACAAAAGAAACACAAAACUAUUGUUCCCUCCUGACAAGGAAACUACAACUCAGGCAAGGGGAGGAGGUGAAGUACGGUUCAUCUCCUUCUGAAAGGCACCCUUUAGUGUAGGGUAUGGGUAGGCAAACUAAGGCCCGGGGGCCAGAUGCGGCCCAAUUGCCUUCUAAAUCUGGCCCGCGGAUGGUCCGGGAAUCAGCGUGUUUUUACAUGAGUAGAAUGUGUCUCUUUAUUUAAAAUGCAUCUCUGGGUUAUUAGUGGGGCCUGCCUGGUGUUUUCACAUGAGUAGAAUGUGUGCUUUUAUUUAAAAUGCAUCUCUGGGUUAUUUGUGGGGCAUAGGAAUUCAUUCAUUUCUCCCCCAAAAAUAUAGUCUGGCCCCCCACAAGGUCUGAGGCACAGUGGACCGGCCCCCUGCUGAAAAAGUUUGCUGACCCCUGCUGUAAGGGCAAGCAACCUGCCAACCUCCUGAUGUUGGACUCCCAACGGAAGCGGAUUUUGGGCAGUGCAACUGGUUCCACCGCACUGGGCGCUGAGCCUUGGGGGCACUUCAGGGCAUUGCAACUAUGAUGAGUAGAAUGAGAGGUGGAGAGAGAGGGACGUGAAAUUUUGGCCCAGCACAGGGCCCCACUGAAAUUUGAAAUACCAAAGUCUGCCCAUGCUCCCAGUCCCAUCAGCCUCGGCUGGCAUGGCCAGUGCUCAAGAACAGUGGGAGUUGUAGUCCAUUAAUAUUUGGAGGGCCACAGUUUCCUCACCCCUGCUUCAGUGUAGGAAGACUCCAUUGUUCUAUCACCAUGUGUGGCUCUUGGCUUCUGGACCCUGCUGAGCUACCUCCUGCCCCAGCAUUAUGUUACUUUAGAGUAGCUGUGCUUACAGAUCAAAACUGGGUGGGGACAUUGAAGCUCCUUGUUCCCCCCCCCCAUUCUCCAAUGACUGAGCUCCCUGGCUAGCUUGAUCGUUUCCAUUCCUUAGCUAGUCACUGCAGCUUCUUACUUUGCAACCCUAACAUCACAGAGAAAUGGCUUCGUAGCCUUCCAGUCUACCCCACUCUGCUUUUGGUGUGGGAGAAGGCAGUUUGGUAUACUGUCCUUUUCUAAAUAUACCGUUCUGCUUAACUUGCCUCAUCUAGUUUGUCUAGUUACCUAAUGGAAGGCAAAUGACUUUCAAGCAAGCCCUGCUCCGUAAAUUAUUAACUUCCUCACUUGAUCCAUCCAAUUGGGUAGGCGAGAAGACCUCUGGACUUUCCCAGGGGGUAGUGAGUAAGCUCUUCAGUUGUAGAGGCCGAGGCAAGAGUACAUGCAGAGCUUCUGUGAGAUGGGAAAACUGCAGCUGGUUAACAACUUGGGUCAUGGCCUCUCUCUUUAAGGUUUGGCCUGUUGUUGGCAGAGCUUGCUGGCGCUCCACUGCUUGCUUCACUCGUGAGGCAUCUUCCCCUGACAUGGCCCUCCAGGAGCAUGGGCUUCAUUUAUUCCGCAGCGCUGUUGCCAGAGUCCUGCCGGGGCCUAUGCUGAAAAGGGCCCUGGUUUUGGAGCCAGGCGAAUGCCCAAGGCUUGUGUUGCACGGUCGGCCUUUUGAACUGAGGAGGAAUUUGUAUCUGGUCGGCUUUGGGAAGGCUGUUCUGGGCAUGGCGGCUGCAGCAGAGGACAUCCUUGGAGACUACCUCGUCCGGGGAGUAAUUAGUGUUCCACAAGGCAUCCAAGAAACUCUGCAGAACACAGGAAGGAGGACAAUGUUGCUGAAGCCCCAGAGCCGCAUCCAAGUUAUGGAAGGAGCUAAGCACAACCUUCCUGACAGAGCAGCUCUGAAGGCAGCCAACGCUAUCCGGGAUUUGGCCGAGGGCCUGACAGCUAGGGACCUUCUCCUGGUGCUGAUCUCAGGAGGAGGGUCGGCACUUUUACCUGCACCCGUCCCGCCAGUCACCCUGGAAGAGAAGGAAACCAUCACCAGGUUACUUGCUUCAAAGGGAGCUACCAUUCACGAGCUGAACACCAUCCGAAAGGCCCUCUCCUUGUUGAAAGGUGGGGGGUUGGCACGGGCUGCCUAUCCUGCCCAGGUAUUGAGCCUCAUCCUCUCUGAUGUCAUUGGGGAUCCUUUGGACAUCAUUGCAAGCGGCCCCACUGUUGCCAGUUCCCACAGCGCCCAGGACUGUUUUCACAUAUUGACCAGAUACAAUAUGCUGGACAGCUUGCCGCAGUCGGUGCAGACCGUGCUGUCUGGCUCUGCCACGGGGCAUAACACUCCCAAAGACUAUUCCCACGUCUUCAACGUUGUCAUUGGCUCGAACAGGUUAGCUUUGGAGGAAGCCCGGUGCCAGGCAGAGGAGCUGGGUUACUUGACCCUGGUUCUGAGUGAUGCAGUGUGUGGAGAGGUUGGCACAGUGGCUCGUCUCUACAGCCUGUUGAUUCAGCUCAUUUGCCUGAGCACCGUGAGAGGUGCCCGGAUCGACCUUUUGAAAGACGAGAUGGAAGAAGCACUCUCCAGCCUGGAAGCCCAGCUGGCGAUCCCGGGCUUGAACUGUACAGACGCUUUGAAAGCUUUGCAAGAAUCCCAAGCAGGAAGACCCGUUUGCCUUCUGGCCGGGGGAGAAACCACCGUGCAGCUUCGAGGAAGUGGGAAGGGGGGACGGAACCAAGAGCUGGCUCUGCGAGUGGCUUUGGAGCUGCACAGAGCCAAGUCCACAGAGGCCGGCAGCUUUCUGGAGAAAUACGAAGUCGUGUUCCUGAGUGGCGGAACUGACGGACAAGAUGGGCCGACAGAGGCCGCCGGGGCCUUCAGCAGCCAGGAGCUGGUGCGUGAGGCUGAGCAGGAAGGCUUCAACGUGGAAACUUUUCUGAGCAAUAAUGAUUCAUACACAUUCUUCACCGAGUUCCAAAGAGGGCACCACCUUUUGAUGACGGGCCUGACAGGCACAAAUGUCAUGGACGUUCAUGCUGUUUUAAUCAGAGCUAGAGGUGGUUAGCGAUGCACCAGACAUUCAGAUUCUUCUUACUACAAAGGAAGAACUAUGGGCAAGUCUAGGCUGCAUGAAGCAGGGAGCCUUGCUGCCCAGACUGUCAAUUUCAGAUUCCAAAGGUUGCAAUUAGACACAUGGUAGAUGUUUCCAAGGCAAAAGAUAAUCAUAAUCCUGGAUAUUAAGGUUGCAUUAGCACCUCCUGCUUUAAGACUACUAACGUAAUUUUUUCCCCCUGAUAGGGUUUUUUAAAAGUAUCUUUUAAUUGAUUUUUUAAAAGAGGAUAAGUGCUUUAAUUGGAUAAAUGCACUCUGUGUGGAGCGUCCCUUGCAUUUGAUCCAGAAGCUACAGUUAGUGAAGGACACUGCAGCACAGUUGCUGGCAGUAGUGAGACCUUGACAUAGGAUUCUGCAGAUACUCCACACUCCCAGCCCAGCCACCACAGAAGGGUCUGCUGCUGUUUCUCUUCUGCCACCGGUGCUCUGAUGGAGAGGCCAAAAAAGGGAGCAUUCUGGGACUGGGGUUGGGAAAGGAUUUGGAGCUGCCCUCCCAUUCCCCUGACUCACUCCCAGAACAGGAGAAAAAAUACACCAGCUCUAUAGUACUUCCAUUAGGAACACUCCCCACUCCAAAAAAGACCGACUGAAAGAAGAGGGGAGCAGAAAAAGGAUCACUGUAUCAGAUCUGUCUUCUGUUUCAUGUAUGUACAGUGGUACCUCGGGUUACAUACGCAUCAGGUUACAGACGCAUCAGGUUACAGACACUGCUAUCCCAGAAAUAGUGCCUCGGGUUAAGAACUUUGCUUCAGGAUGAGAACAGAAAUCUUGCUCUGGCAGCGCGGCAGCAGCAGGAGGCCCCGUUAGCUAAAAUGGUGCUUCAGGUUAAGAACAGUUUCAGGUUAAGAACAGACCUCUGGAACGAAUUAAGUACUUAACCCGAGGUACCACUGUACUAUAGAUUCUACAUCUGUUUAAGUCUGCUGUAGGCUAAACAUCCUACCCAGACACCACCUACUAAGUGAUACCUUCUUAUUUUUAACAGGAAAACUGCCUUCCAUGCUUCCUCUCUCGCAGUCACCCAUGUCUAAUGCACUGCCCAUUAUGAAAUAAAAAAAUAUAUUUGCCAAUUAA
This is a messenger RNA of Podarcis raffonei (Aeolian wall lizard), 5509 nucleotides long. RefSeq names its product glycerate kinase (gene GLYCTK). Gene Ontology annotation, biological process: protein phosphorylation. Gene Ontology annotation, molecular function: glycerate kinase activity. The transcript has 5 exons. Lineage: Eukaryota; Metazoa; Chordata; Lepidosauria; Squamata; Lacertidae. The record is from RefSeq and is a predicted model, not a curated record. Bases 2586 to 4388 code for a protein of 600 amino acids. Gene Ontology annotation, cellular component: cytoplasm.